CUGGCGCGCCUGUUGGACCUGAUAACACACAGCGACCCCUCAGCGCGUAUCCACGUCAUCGCCCACUCCCACGGAGGCAACGUGCUACUUAAAGCCAUUGAGCUCUACAUGAAGCGCCAGGGAAGCAAGGCCGUGUCAGACCUCCCGCCUGCUGUCCUCCAACGAUUCUGGGCAGCGUACAAGAGCAGAUACGAUUUGAUUCGCCACUGGCGGAAGCCGGAUGUUUCCAACACCUGCUGGCGCUUCUUCCCCUUCCUUGUUGUCUGGAGGAGCAUGGCGGGGAGGAGGGAGGGGAGCGUGAAGGAGCAGUACCCGUGGGGGCGCUACCGCUGGCUCGACUCGCUGCUCCGCCUGCCCUCGCAGCGCCAGCGCCUCUUCCUCGCGCACCGCCUUGCCACGAGCCCGCUGUCCAACGCGCUGGGGGGGCUGGUGUUCCUGGGUACGCCCUUCUACAUGAAGAGCUGGCAGCGCAACGGCAUGCUGCUGCUGCUCGCCACCACCACCGUGUCUAUGGUGGUGACGUUUGUGGUGAUGUGGGGCUACGUGCUGCUGUGGCGCAUCGUGGUGCUGGCCAUUGCAGGCGAGCUCUCAAGAACCACCACUCCCAGCUACCUGCCCUUCUCCCUGGCCGCGGCUGUUCUCGUCUUCGCCAUCGUCAGUGUGGCACUGGAGCUCUGGCGCAGCACUGCCUUUUACAGUGGCAACAUCUACCACUCGCCCGGCUUCGAUUGGUCGCAUGCCAUGUCAGCACUCGUCAUCCACGCCGGCAAAUUAGACGAAGCCAGCCUGGCGCUCUCCACCGAGCCUAUCGCCCGAGCCUACAUCUUCCCGCAACUAGCCUCCAUGCUCAAACUCCCCUUCUGGAAAGCCCUCCCCCGCCGCCCGGUCACGAGAAAAUGCUCCGAAUGGACACUUUACAUCAGCAACACAGCCCGGAUUCUCAUGUGGAACAUAAUCUUCAUCCUGCCCGCAUUGGCGGUAGCACUGCUGUCGCGCGUGCUGGCGCCGGUGAUAAUCUCCAUGGUGCGCAACGUGAUCGUGACGGUGAGCUUCGGGCUGUCCCCCAAGGAGCUGAGCUUCGCCAGUGUGUUUGUGGACGAGCGCCUCCACCUGGGGCUCGUUUCGCAGCACAUCGAGCACUGGAACGUGCAGAAACUGCUGGCGCUGGCCAAGACGAGGUCGCUGCAGGGCGAGCUGAUGGAGGGCUAUGAGGACGACACGUGUGACAUGGGGGAGGCGCUAUUUGGGGACGGGCUACCUGAGGAGGGGGUGCCUCGAGAGGGGGUGCCUCGAGAGGUCGUAACCGGGGUAGGGUUACCCGUGAAAGGGGUAACUGCGGAGGGGUUAACUGGGAGGGAGGGGAAGGUGGAGGAGGGAAAGGAGCAGGAGGAGGUUGGAGAGAGGGAGGUGAGGGCGAGGAGGCAAGGAGAAGCUGAUGAACGAGCGGGUGCAGAGGGUGCAGAGGGUGCAGAGGGUGCAGAGGGUGAAGGGAGUGCGGUGAUAGACUCGAUACAGACAGGCGCAUUAAGACCAGAGCCUCUUGACUCGCGAGCAGGGCCCUCGGGUACCCUUUUGGGGGACGAAGCAGGAGAGGAGGGAGGUGGGCGCAGCGAAACAGGAAGCGCAAGACGAAGCCUCAGCCGCUUCCGAAGGCGCGUGACAUUCACCGAGCGGUCUCUGCGACAGGGAGAGAGGCGAGGGGAGGGCGGUGAGGAGUUGGAUGAGGAGGGAGGUGUGGAAGGGGUUGACAGCAAGGAAAAGCGAGCAGGAAAAGGGGUCAGCUUCGAGGGAGGUGGCAGUUUGGCAUGGAAGGCGGGAGCGGGCGGUUCAUCACGAACACUUUCGGGUGGGGCUUCCGUGGAAAGAGAAAAUGAAGAGAGCAAAGGGAAGCAGCAGCAGGGAAUGGAGGAGAAGGGGAUGGGGUCCAUGCUUGGCAGUGGCGGCAAGGGGGAGCGGCUGGCAUACGAGUUCCUGUGGGACGAUGGUGUGUUGGAGGCAGCGGCACGCGAGUCAGAGACGUACACGCUGCUGCGCCCGCAGCUGCACGCCAUCACCCACAACCCGCGGCUGUCCGACCAGGAGUGCGUGCGCCAGGUGAAGCAGCUGUGUGUGAUGAUCGAGGAGCGCUUUGGCGAGCUCACCGGCCGCUUUGACCUCAACCACGGGGCGUACUUCCGAGAUCCGCGCAUCAUCGGGGCUAUGGUGCACUUCCUGGGGCACAGGGAGCUCCCUGAUUGGUCCAGGGAGAUCGAUACGGAUGUGUUGCGGGCUGAAGAGAGGAUCAGGUUUGGGAGGCUUGGGCAGGGGUGA
Messenger RNA from Closterium sp. Naga37s-1, 2310 nucleotides. The record is from the annotation of a GenBank genome assembly. NCBI's taxonomy places the organism in Eukaryota, Viridiplantae, Streptophyta, Zygnematophyceae, Desmidiales, Closteriaceae.